Molecule: messenger RNA, 312 nt
Organism: Tetrahymena thermophila SB210
Lineage: Eukaryota; Ciliophora; Oligohymenophorea; Hymenostomatida; Tetrahymenidae
Exons: 4
Source: RefSeq, a predicted model, not a curated record
AUGUGUAGAAGGAUGCUCAAGUUGUAGUAAUAGAAAAUGCAUGACAAUGGUAAUAAAGAUGGUGAGUGCGUAGCUAUCUGCAGCCCUUUUAGCUAUAAGAAUUAUUAAAAUAAUUUAUGCUAAAAAAACAAUCUCUCUGUUUAUGAUAGAAAUAACCUCAAUCUAGUAAAAAGUAAGACCUUUGAAACAAAAGAAUUAUAAGCAUUCAAUCUAAAUGGUAUCAUAUUUUUCAUAGGUAGAGAUAAUUCUAUAUCAUAUUGGGAUAUUAUAAAUGAAUCAAAAUAGCUUCAAUUAAUAAUCAUUAUACUCUGA